UUAUGUGAAUGCAUAUAUUACACAUCUUUUAUCAUUUUUUAAACAUUCUCUCAAGUUUUUAUUUAAUAUGAGUUAAGAAUACAUGUACAUACAUAUAGUAGAAUUUCAUAAAUUCUCUAUAUUAGUGACAUUAUUUAAUAAAUACGGAAAUUUCUUAUAAAAUGUUGUGCAAAAGUAUUGUGUAUUCUGUUCAAAAGAGUCCGAAACCUCGUCAACUUCAUCAUAUGCCAAAAGCACCAUUACCUGGAGAACCUGCAAAACCAUAUACACUUACUGAAAUUCCUGGACCAAGGUCAGAAGCACUUCUCAAUGAACUUUCUAAAAUUCAGCAAGUAGGCUCCAUUCAAUAUUUUGGAGACUACCAAAGAUCUGUUGGAAAUUACUUAGCAGAUAUUGAUGGAAAUGUUUUUUUAGAUAUGUUUAUGCAAUUAUCUACCCUUGCUCUUGGAUAUAAUCAUAGGUCAAUCCUUGGUGCAUUAUCUUGUGGAGGAAAUCAACGAGUAAUAGCAAACAGACCUGCAAUAGGAUUAUUCCCUGGUUUAGAGUGGCCGUGUAAAAUACAGGAUACAUUGCUUCAACCAUGUGUAGCUCCAAAAGGGUUACCAUGCAUUUUUACAGCCAUGUGUGGUGCUUGUUCAAUUGAGCAUGCUAUACAAAUGGCAUUCAUAAAAUAUGCAGAAAGACAUCGACGUGGCAAAGAUUUUACAGAGGAAGAAAAGGAAAGUGCACCUUUUAAUAAACCACCUGGUUGUCCUGAAUUGUCUAUCCUUUCCUUUGAAGGAGGAUUUCAUGGUAGAACAUUUGGUGCACUGGCAUUAACGCAUUAUAAGUACAUAAUGAAAAUUGAUAUACCUUCUCUUCAAUGGCCAAUUGCACCCUAUCCACAGUAUUUAUAUCCAUUGGAUCAGCAUGAAAAAGAAAAUAAAGAGGAAGAUGCUCGGUGCUUGGAACAAAGAUCUAUUCCUUUCAUAUUGGAUGAAAUACAAACAGGAGGUGGUGCAACAGGAAGAAUAUGGGCACAUGAAUAUUUUGAAUUAAACAUUCCUCCUGAUAUUGUUACAUUUAGUUACAAAAUGCAAGCUAGUGGAUUUUAUCAUUCUCCCGAAUACAUGCCCAAGCAACCAUAUAGAGUUUUUAAUGCAUGGAUGGGAGAUCCAAUCCAAAUUUUACUGUUAGAGGCAGUAUUACAAACCAUUGAAGCAGAAGACUUAUUAACUCAUGUAUGUUAUGUCGGCAAUUAUUUGCUUUGUCAACUAAACACCUUACAACAUGAAUUUUCGGAUAUUAUAAGUUCCGUACGAGGUAGAGGCUUUAUCAUUGCCUUUGAUACGAGAUGUAGGGAUAUGAAACAGAAAUUAAUGCAUCUUUUACGUAAUAAAGGUAUACAAGUGGGCGACUGCGGAACAAAAUCAAUUCGAUUAAGACCAUGUCUAAUAUUCGGAGAAUAUCAUGCCGAUAUCUUUUUAGAAAUUCUGCGCGAUUGCUUGCAAGAACUUGCAGAGUGCUGAUGUAUUUGUAAAUUAUA
Molecule: messenger RNA, 1525 nt
Organism: Bombus huntii
Lineage: Eukaryota; Metazoa; Arthropoda; Insecta; Hymenoptera; Apidae
Product: 4-aminobutyrate aminotransferase, mitochondrial-like
Exons: 9
Coding region: 162-1508 (448 amino acids)
Biological process (GO): GABA catabolic process
Cellular component (GO): mitochondrion
Molecular function (GO): pyridoxal phosphate binding
Source: RefSeq, a predicted model, not a curated record